AUCUGCUACAGUAUGUGUGUGACGGAGCGAUCACUGCUGCUUUAAUAUCUUAUCUAAAUGGGUUGUUUCUGCAUCUACAGGUAUGAAUCCAUAAAGGUGUGUGUGAGAUCGCAGCAUGCAUUCUGUCCAUACAGAGAUGUGGGACCCCCAGCCCCAAUCUAAAAAUGCCUCGCCCUUCUCCCCGCGGCCACCCUCCAACGCUCGCCUCGCACAUGUGACCACCCCGGCCAAGAGGAUCACCUUCUACAAAAGCGGCGACAACCAGUUCGGGGGCGUCAAGAUGGCGAUCCACAAGCGCAGCUUCAAAUGCUUCGACGCCCUGCUGGACGACCUUUCCCAAAAGGUGCCGCUGCCAUUUGGGGUGCGUACUGUGACGACUCCCCGCGGCACACACUCCAUCAAACACCUGGAGCAGCUGCAGGACGGCGGAUGCUAUCUUUGCUCCGACCGACGCCUCGCUAAGCCGGUCAACAUGGAGCUGGCCAGCAAACGCCCGGGCAUCUGGUACCAUCACAGCAGGAAGCCCCAGAGACCCGAGUCCUCGUCCGCAACACCCCCAGGACAUUUAUCUUACAGGCAGCGGAGGAUCCUGCUGGUGAAGAACAGCGAUCCGGGGGUAAGGAGGAGCGUGGUUCUGAGCAGGAGGUCCACCAGGAGCCUGGGGGCUUUCCUGGAUGCCGUGUCCGAGGUGAUGCAGUUUCACGUCCGCAAGCUUUACACUGCAGAGGGACGAAGGAUCGACAGCGUGCAAAGCCUCAUGACGUGUCCCGGUGUUUUGGUGUGUGUCGGUCGGGAAGCCCUCAGCCCAAUGUUGGUAAACUUCAUGAGGAAGAGCUCAGAGGAAAAACUUCCCGGUGUGGGCAACAGGUCCCCAGUUCUCGGACCGAGGACUCCUGGAAACGGGGCCCGAUCUCCUGCUACUCAAGGAGUGAGAUCCCCACCUCAUGGAGCUCAUUCAAGAGCCAGCGAGUGCAGUGAAGUGCAUGAAAGCAAGAAAAAUGUUAACUUCGGUCUGGAAACCAAAAAAAGCAUCAUCCACCCUCGCUCAGAUUCCUCAAGCCGCUCCGCCCGUUUCUCCUUGUCUUCGGAGAAGUCGUACAGCAACGGCGUCAGACCGUCCAUCAUGAACGACGACAUUGAAAAGCGUGUGGUGGUCAACAAAGAUGGCAGCCUCUCUGUGGAGAUGAGGGUGCGUUUCCGCCUGCACAAUGACGAGACCCUUCAGUGGUCCACUCAAGUUAAAAAAUCUCCAACUCUGACCAAUGAAUGCCAGGCCCCGCCCCACUAUCUGCAGCAGGGCCAAUCGGAGAGCUGCUCUGACCCCGAUUCCUUCUCCUUUGACCCUGAAGGUGUGGAUUAUUCCAACCAAAAUGGUGUUAUGGAGGGAAACGGAUGCCCCUGCUGCUACCAAAGACAGGAGCAGCAGUACGACUUGUGGGAAAACCCGGCACAUUGCCACAAACACCACCCUGUCCCUCCUCCACCUGCAUCCAGACACACCAUCACAAGGCAUACACGCUCUUCUUCUUCCUCCUCGUCCUGUAACUCCAGGAGGGUGGUGCGCUGUCGAGCGAGAGGGUCAGAGCCGAGCAAAAUAGUCCAGGAGGAGAUGUUUGUGACGGAGCAGGUGGAGGUGGAGCAGGACGGAGAUACAUGUGUCGAAGUGUGCACGGUGAGCCGAGGAUGCAGCCGAAGUGAAGUCGUCGCCAUUGACAGGAAGUCAGUAGCGGAGGAUGACGAGCGUCCGCUGUCUGUGAUCAGCAGCUCCUCACAUGUCCUCCAAUCCUUGAAAGAGGACCAGGAUGACGAGCUGCCACCCAGCGCCUCACAAUGCUGCCGCAGCAUCGAACCAUCUCCAACGCACAAGGAGGAUGAGGAAGAGGGGAAGAGCAGAGUAGCAUCCUCGUCUCACUGUGGAGCAGACACCCCCCAUCCAACAGCUGACGAUCGAGCCCCAAGCUCCAAGUCCCAAAGGAGUCGAGCAUCUGACAGGUCUGGCGACAACAAGAUCCCAAACACAGAGGAAGAGGAGGACGCAGAAAUAAAGAGGGUUGUUAGCAGCUUGUCUCAGAAGUCAUCCAGCGUGUGCUCUAACUGUGGCGGCUGCAAACGCGAGGCUAACUCUGAGUCUAACAGUCGAGCGUCACAAAGGUCCGAUCGCUCACACAAAGCUCCUUCCAAGCCUCCCACACCUCUCGUAAAUAACGGUAGUGACGACGAAGGCUCAGAGUGUUCGGUUGGGUCGACGCAAUCCAACAGGAGCAACAUCACCGGCCGCUGCUCGGCGGUGUCACACAUGCUGGAGGAAAGAGCCUCCAGUCACAUGUCCAGUCCUGAGGAAGGAGGGGUCGAGGAGGAAGGAGCCAGUGACGGUGAUGUAGGAGAGGAAGCAGAGGAAGAAAGGGCAGGUAGCUCCUUGUCAGACAAAUCUGGGGCUUCUGUAAAGACAAUAACUAAAGCUGCUUCCCCGACUGGAAGUGCAUUCGUGGAGGAAGAGGAUACAAACAAAAGAAGUCCCAGUGCCCUCUCUGAUAAGCCAGACAGACCUGAGAGUGUCCUUUCUGCUAAAUCGAGUAAAUCAAAUGUGUCUGCAAAGUCCGGAAAAUCUCACAAGUCCACUUGCAGUCACUGUGCGAGACCAGUAUCUGCAGCAGCUCAGGAAACUAUUGAACCAGAAGAAAAUGGACAAGAAGAAGGAGUUGAGGUCGAGGAGAGAGCAGCGAGUGCCGCUUCAGCAAAAUCCAAUCUCUCAGCGAAGUCUAAUAAGUCCUCCAAAGCUCUUGAAAGGUCAGAAAGUGGAGAGGGCGAAGAAGAAAGGCCUGCGAGCAGACGGUCUGGUAGAUCCAAUGUGUCUGUUAAGUCUUCAAAGUCGUGCAAAUCGAACGGCAUUGACGUUGCAGAACCUCCAUGCUCCGAGGAAAAGGAAGAUGAGUUGGUAGAAGAUGAAGUGGCUUCUCCAGCUGUUGCAGAAAGAGCAACCAGCGCCAUGUCGGGGAAAUCAAUCCAAAUCCUCCAAAUCCCAGAAGUCAUCAGCAGUUUCUCCAAAUCCAAAUGAAGCUGAUAUUCCUUCUAUUGAGACAACCGGAGCAGAGGAGCAACAUGAGGAUCAAGAGCGGGUGGCGAGUGCUUUGUCAGUGAAAUCAAAAUCUUCAGCGAAGUCCCGCACAUCUCACAAAGCCUGCAAUAGUCUCAAACCGGUGUCAUCGACGCCACUUGUUGAUGGGGAAGGAAAUGAGACAACAGAGAGGGCUCCAAGCGCUGCAUCUGCAAAAUCUAGAGUUUCUACUUCAUCUCGUAAGUCUAAUCAUAACAAGCUUCCUGAAGCCGACGCU
Molecule: messenger RNA, 3332 nt
Organism: Gymnodraco acuticeps
Lineage: Eukaryota; Metazoa; Chordata; Actinopteri; Perciformes; Bathydraconidae
Gene: rp1l1a
Product: rp1 like 1a
Exons: 5
Coding region: 116-3055 (979 amino acids)
Biological process (GO): axoneme assembly; intracellular signal transduction; retina development in camera-type eye
Cellular component (GO): axoneme
Source: RefSeq, a predicted model, not a curated record